AUUGUCCCGAUAAGCAUGCUCGGAACAGUACUAGCGCUUUUUUCACUAAUUUCUGUAGCGAUGGCGGCGAACAAGGAACGUACUUUUAUCAUGGUUAAGCCCGAUGGAGUCCAGCGUGGACUCGUCGGCAAGAUCAUUGAGCGCUUCGAGCAGAAGGGCUUCAAAUUGGUCGCCCUGAAGUUCACCUGGGCCUCCAAGGAACUGUUGGAGAAGCACUACGCCGAUCUGUCGGCUCGCCCCUUCUUCCCCGGACUUGUCAACUACAUGAACUCCGGUCCAGUGGUUCCCAUGGUGUGGGAGGGCUUGAAUGUGGUCAAGACCGGCCGUCAGAUGCUUGGCGCCACCAACCCCGCCGAUUCCUUGCCCGGCACCAUUCGCGGUGACUUCUGCAUCCAGGUGGGCCGCAACAUCAUCCACGGCUCCGAUGCCGUCGAGUCCGCCGAGAAGGAGAUCGCCCUCUGGUUCAACGAGAAGGAGCUGGUUACCUGGACUCCAGCUGCCAAGGACUGGAUCUACGAAUAAAAUGGUAGACAUGUGUAGAAUCUGAAUCUGCAUUUGCCUCUCACUUAAGUUAUACAGAGUACAGAGAUUCUUAAAAAGAAAUAAAAUUCCAUCAUUCUUAUAACAGUA
This is a messenger RNA of Drosophila guanche, 630 nucleotides long. It is a transcript of the gene awd, whose product is annotated as nucleoside diphosphate kinase. Lineage: Eukaryota; Metazoa; Arthropoda; Insecta; Diptera; Drosophilidae. Gene Ontology annotation, biological process: GTP biosynthetic process; UTP biosynthetic process; CTP biosynthetic process. The record is from RefSeq and is a predicted model, not a curated record. Bases 16 to 522 code for a protein of 168 amino acids. The transcript is spliced from 2 exons. Gene Ontology annotation, molecular function: nucleoside diphosphate kinase activity.